AUGUCCGAGCCCGCCAAAACUUUCAACGGCUGGGUCGCCCAUGACGCCACAAACCCCCUCGAAUUCGGAAAAUUCACGCCAAAGCCAUUCACAGAAACAGACGUCGAAAUCAGCGUCACACACUGCGGUAUCUGCGGCACAGACGUACACACCCUCCGCUCGGGCUGGGCCCCAACCGACUACCCCUGCGUCGUGGGCCACGAAAUCAUCGGCAUAGUCGAGCGAAUUGGAUCCGGUGUACCGACACUCGCAUCAUCAACUGCGUCCCGCGAAAUCCGCAUCGGCGACCGCGUCGGCGUCGGUGCUCAGAGCGGAUCUUGUCUCAAAGCGGAUUGCGAGGCUUGCGCCGAUGGAGAGGAGAGCUAUUGUACUCGGAUGACGGGCACGUAUAAUGGGCGAUACAGCGAUAAGAGCAAAUCGUACGGCGGAUUCGCGGAGAAAUGGCGCGGCCCUGCGCAUUUCGUGUUCAAGAUCCCGGAUGCUUUGCCAUCGGCCGAGGCUGCGCCUUUACUAUGCGGCGGCGUGACGGUUUUCGCACCGCUGAAGAAAUACGGUGUUGGGCCAGGCAAGAAGGUUGGCAUCGUUGGUAUCGGAGGAUUGGGACAUAUCGGUAUUAUGUUUGCGAAGGCACUUGGCGCGGAUCAGGUCGUUGCUAUCUCGCGGUCUUCGAGUAAGAAGGCUGAUGCGGUGCAGGGUCUUGGUGCGGACGCGUUCAUCGCGACCAGCGAGGAGAAGGGGUGGGCAAAGAAAUAUUCUCGGACCCUGGAUGUGAUUAUUUCGACUGUUUCGGGACCGGAUAUGCCCCUUGGGUUGUAUCUGCGUUUAUUGAAGAGGGAUGGCGUCUUUGUGCAGGUUGGCGCGCCCGAGGAGCCGUUGCCGGCUCUCGCGGCUUUCUCGCUCAUUCAGAAGGGGGUCAAGGUCACUGGCUCGAAUAUUGGAUCGCCUGAGGAUAUUCGACAGAUGUUGAGCUUGGCGGCAGAGAAGAGGGUUUUGCCUUGGAUUCAGAAGAGGGAUAUGCGGGAUGUUAACGCUGCCCUGGUUGAUAUGCAUGAUGGCAAGGCGAGAUAUCGGUACGUGCUGCAGAAUGGGGGGAAGGAAGCUAAAUUGUAA
Messenger RNA from Penicillium manginii, 1110 nucleotides. Its product is annotated as NAD(P)-dependent alcohol dehydrogenase. The record is from RefSeq and is a predicted model, not a curated record. Gene Ontology annotation, molecular function: alcohol dehydrogenase (NADP+) activity; zinc ion binding. The transcript has a single exon. Gene Ontology annotation, biological process: alcohol metabolic process. Lineage: Eukaryota; Fungi; Ascomycota; Eurotiomycetes; Eurotiales; Aspergillaceae. Bases 1 to 1110 code for a protein of 369 amino acids.